Cooperia oncophora is the source of this 255-nucleotide messenger RNA. The record is from the annotation of a GenBank genome assembly. NCBI's taxonomy places the organism in Eukaryota, Metazoa, Nematoda, Chromadorea, Rhabditida, Trichostrongylidae.
AUGGCUACGAUUCGACACAUUCCGAUUGUAUACUGCGCUAGUUGGCGUCCAGCCUACGACAUUCGAGCCGUAACGACCGCUGAAGGCGACCAGGACAAUUCGAUUAAACUGUGUUAUUACGGUCUCGUGGAGCAGAACACCGGCGAUGACUGGAACGACACCGACAUGGUGCUAUCAACCUCGUGCCCAUCGGUAGGAGGAUGCGCUCCACAACUGGCCACACUAUCGGCAAGCAUUCACCGUCCUAACAAGUAG